Penicilliopsis zonata CBS 506.65 is the source of this 1683-nucleotide messenger RNA. RefSeq lists its product as hypothetical. NCBI's taxonomy places the organism in Eukaryota, Fungi, Ascomycota, Eurotiomycetes, Eurotiales, Aspergillaceae. The record is from RefSeq and is a predicted model, not a curated record. Bases 1 to 1683 code for a protein of 560 amino acids. The transcript has 2 exons. Gene Ontology annotation, molecular function: carboxylic ester hydrolase activity.
AUGAUUCCGUGUCUUUUCAACACUACGAACAGUGCUCCCAGCGGCGCUCCCACAGUGACGGUGAAGAAUGGCAGCUAUUAUGGCCUCUACAACCCACAUUAUAACCAGGAUCUCUUUCUGGGGAUGCCGUAUACUCAGCCCCCUGUGGGUAACCUUCGCUUCCGACGUCCACAAUCAUUAAACUCGUCGUGGUCUGGGUUCAAGAACGCCACGGAAUACAGUCCGGAGUGCAUUGGAUAUGGCAGCGAUACGUGGGUGCUAGGCAAUAUCAUCUCUGAGGAUUGUCUCACUGUGAACGUCGUUCGCCCCAGCUACAUCCCACCAGAUACCCUGCUGCCUGUCAUUUUCUGGAUCCAUGGCGGUGGUUUGGUCGACGGUGGCAGUCGGGACCCUCGGUACAACCAGUCAUUCAUGGUCCAGCACUCGGUCGAGAUGGGCCAGCCGAUCAUCGGCGUCAGUAUCAACUACCGUUUAUCCGGUUGGGGUUUCCUCUGGGGAGAAGAGGUAUCUGAAGAAGGAGUGGGCAACCUAGGUCUCCGCGACCAGCGUCUGGCCCUCCACUGGGUCCAGGAGAACAUUGCAGCCUUUGGCGGCGAUCCGUCCAAAGUAACCAUCCAUGGCGAAUCCUCCGGUGCAGGGUCCGUUGGAGUGCACCUGGUCGCCUUUGGUGGUCGCAAUGACAGUCUCUUCCGUGCUGCUAUUGCAGAAUCGGGUGGUCCAACGGCCCAGGCCUACUACGUCAACGCCUCUGCCUGGGAACCCAACUACCAGAACAUCACACGGAUGGCUAACUGUAGCGAUGCAAGCGACACGCUUUCCUGUCUCCGAACCGUCCCGACCGACACGCUCAGCAACAUUUUCAACACCUCGGGCGUCAACCCUUCCGCGGGCGUCGUGAUUGACGGCGACCUGCUCCCAGAGUCAGCCACGAGACUGACCAAGAACGGCAAGUUUGUCAGAGUUCCCUUCCUGAUUGGCACCAACUUCGACGAGGGGACCCAAUUCGGCGUGCAAGGGAUCAACACGGACGCCGAGUUCAUCGCAUCGGUCAAAUCAAAUGCUCCUGGCCUCAACGACUCGGUGCUGAAUAUCGUCGCCCAGCUGUAUCCAGACAUCCCUGAAAUAGGCAUUCCGGCAACCCUGCACGGGCGGCCAGCUAAUGACACCCCCUGGGGAUACCAGUGGAAACGCGCCGCCGCGUACGGGGGCGACCUAUACAUGCAUACGGGACGCCGCAUCUCAACGCGAGCGUGGGCGGAGUACGGCGUGCCCGCGUACUCGUACCACUUCAACGUGCUCGACAACGGCGAGAGCAUGUACGAAGGGAGCUCACAUUUCAUGGAGGUGGCCUUUGUCUUCGACAACAUCCAUGGGCUCGGCUACAACACCUCUGUAGCGGUGGACCCUUUUGCCAACGAACCCGCGACCUUCGACCAGCUCGCCAGCAUGAUGUCCGGGGCCUGGAUCAGUUUCGUCAACACUCUUGACCCAAACCGCCACUCACUCGGCGUCAACGGCGUCAACCUGCAGGGACUGCAGUGGCCGAUCUACACCGUGCCCAACCCUCGCAACAUCGUCUUCAACGUCAAUGUGACGGGCAACGCCUACAUCGAGCCGGAUAUAUACCGUGCCGAGGCCAUCCACUAUAUGGCGGACAACUUUGAUACAAUCUGGGGAAGGUAA